Molecule: messenger RNA, 2566 nt
Organism: Varroa destructor (honeybee mite)
Lineage: Eukaryota; Metazoa; Arthropoda; Arachnida; Mesostigmata; Varroidae
Product: kinesin-like protein Klp10A
Biological process (GO): microtubule depolymerization; microtubule-based movement
Cellular component (GO): microtubule
Molecular function (GO): microtubule motor activity; ATP binding; microtubule binding
Source: RefSeq, a predicted model, not a curated record
AACAGUUGCACAUGGUUAGAAUCCAUGUCCGUCUAUGAGGACGAACAUAAAAAUAUCUACAAGAAGGCUCCGAUAUAUUGGCAUAAGGAUAUUUGCCUUGUCUACAGUGAUGCUUCACUGAGUGUUCUUCGUGGCCCUGUUUAGCUGUAGCAAAAACGGCGGUUAACUAAGUGACGGUUGAUCAUUCUUCCUUUUUACGGAUCGGAUAGCUCGAUACAUGAUCCACGGCAUGUUUUCAUACUUCGUAGAGUACUCGCCAGAGACGGACGUUGCAGAAAUUGACGCGACAAAAUCAACAAACCAGUUCUACAUGCAUUCGAAAAACGAAACGGAUAAUCAACGAGAGAAUUUCGGUGACGAAAGUUUUCGUACACCUUAUGAAUCUAACGGAUUGAAUUUUCAGUACAAAAAGUUACGUAGGGCGAUACGACCCAGCGCGAAUGCUCUAGAUUAUUCGUCAUUGCUGGACAACGUACCCACGAUUGCGGAGCCAGUCGGAUCGAGGCAAACCAUGCAGCCGGGAGCGGAAGGUGGCAUACUUCUGCCCAGCCUCGAGUUAAAUAAUAACGUCGUUCAAAGAAACUUCCCACAGAUACAGGCAACGCCUCGAGGGAUCAGACAACGUCAGAAGUAUAGCAACGUUCGACCUGGUGGAGCUGGGUGCGAUGAGGAAGCUGACGGGCUUAAACAACUUCAGACGGAUCAAAACGAAUCAGUGAAGCCGCUCCUGGUCGAACCCUUCGAGGCUGAAGUGAUUAAGAGAGACGAGCUUGAGAAAGUAUCUUCGACGCUACGUAAAAUUGAGAGUAUUCAUAAACGCCGUGCGGAGCGCCGACAUCGGCAGAAAGAAGAAAUGGAAGUUCUACAAGCUCAGAAAAGCAAAGAAGAGUUUGGUGCUAAUCAACAACUCUAUGACAUGAUUCAUUGGUCAGUGGUCCUUUUGCAUGAAGUGUACAGUCAGAGGCGCAGGAAGCGACAUAGGAAAAGUCGUGUCCAACUCUCGAGGGCAAAUGCUAUCGACCUGUUCUACACUGCUGGCAAUCUGUUGUUGAAGGCGUACAAGGCCACUCUGCCACCUCAUCUCUCUGGAGGAAACUACGACGCGUCGGAAGUAGCGAUCUGCGUUGUGGUCCGGAAACGACCUUUGAGUAACCAAGAAAUUGCCAUGCGCGUUGUCGACGUGGUAACCGUCCAAGUAGACACCGUAAUCGUGCAUGAACCAAAAGUCAAGGUCGACCUAAGCCGCUCCAUUGAUAAUAUUAAAUUUCGAUUUCAUUUUGCCUUUAACGAAGACUGUGACAACUUCACCGUGUAUAGGUGUACAACCCUGCCAUUGAUACGGUCCGUUUUCGAUGGCUCAAUGGCAACCUGUUUCGCCUACGGCCAAACGGGUUCAGGUAAAACCUACACAAUGAGCGGACAAGGUCAGCUAAAGGGCCUGUACACGCUGGCUGCAAGCGACGUUUUCAGGAUGCUUCAAACGUAUGGCAGCGCAUCAUUUGAAAUCCGCGUCAGCUUUUUCGAAAUUUACGGCUCGAAGGUUCUUGACCUGCUGAACGAUAAGAGCCCAUUGAAAAUUAUGGAAGAUAACCGACAGCGUGUCGUAGUCGUCGGAUUAACCGAGGUGGAAGUUUCGGAUGAAAGCGUCAUGCUAGAUCUCAUCAACAAGGGUAACGUCGCUAGAACAUCAGCAAACACAAAAGGCAACGAGAACUCAUCAAGGUCGCAUGCUGUUUUUCAGAUUCUCUUAUUUCGAGAAUCCUCACUUCAUGGAAAACUAUCUCUAGUUGACCUGGCCGGCAAUGAAAGAGGUUCAGAUACGAUUAUCUCCAAUCGACAAACGCAACUUGAAGGGGCCGAAAUCAACAAAAGUCUACUUGCGCUGAAGGAAUGCAUUAGGGCUUUUGGUAAACCCGGGGCCCAUCUUCCGUUCCGGGCAUCAAAACUUACGCAGAUACUAAAGGAUUCAUUCACUGGAAAGCGCAGUCGGACAUGCAUGAUUGCCAUGAUUUCGCCCGGUCAAAAUUUUUGCGAGAACACAUUAAAUACGUUACGCUAUGCUAACCGAGUAAAGGAGCUCAAACAUUCAACUGAUGGCAGUGCCCAUACCGAUGGGCAUAUUGUAAACGAUAAACUUAUACAGAAUCCACCGUAUACGCAGGUAAGGUCUCUUUCACUGUUACCGAAUGGAUCUCUACUGUUGGCAGCAUUCUACAAACGAUAUGCCCCUGUCGUAGAAGCCCUGCAAAAGAUUGAAAGACUGAAGGCCGUUGACAAUACUUCUGCGGAUGAGGCACGACGAGCGAUAAGGCGGCUGUUGAAACUGAAUCAAAUGGCGCUCAAUCAUACGCUAGAUGAUCUUCAGAAGUUGAGGUAACCGAAACUGUCCGAAGAUGCUUUAAGACGACACCCAAUCUGUUGGAGAGACAUAUUCAUCGAAAAUACCCCGUAAUAUCCCUAUAGCGUGGGCUAUUUUCGUACAUAAUGUCUUAAUAAUUUAGCCAAUACAUUCGGGACUGAUGUGAAAUUAACAUGAUUCACUUUACUAUCGUGUGUUAUGUGACAA